Anthonomus grandis grandis is the source of this 1423-nucleotide messenger RNA. It is a transcript of the gene PheRS-m, whose product is annotated as probable phenylalanine--tRNA ligase, mitochondrial. Gene Ontology annotation, biological process: phenylalanyl-tRNA aminoacylation. Lineage: Eukaryota; Metazoa; Arthropoda; Insecta; Coleoptera; Curculionidae. The coding region runs from base 136 to 1386 and encodes 416 amino acids. The transcript has a single exon. Gene Ontology annotation, molecular function: phenylalanine-tRNA ligase activity; tRNA binding; ATP binding. The record is from RefSeq and is a predicted model, not a curated record. Gene Ontology annotation, cellular component: mitochondrion; cytoplasm.
AACAUGAUUGAGGUUAGGUUAUAGCAAAAAAAAAUCAAAACAUAUAUUACUCUAAAAUAACUUAAACUCUUAAUCCGUAUUGGCUAAAUUACUCUUAUAAAUAAUGUAAUAUUGAAACCCACAAAUAUAAUAACUAUGGUGCGGUUCCUGCCUUGUCUACGGCGUCCCUUUACUACCGCAACAAAAGCCCAUUUGGGAGGCUCUUACAUUAGAGACGAUUACACCAAUAUCACCACUCGUAUAUUGGAGCAUGUGGGCUUAAAUCUGCAUCUCCAAAAGAACCAUCCGCUCAACCUAGUGCACCAGAGAAUCAUUAAUUACUUCCAUGAAACGUUCACCCUAUCAAGCAAACCCGUAUUUUCCAUAUUUAAUGAACUAAAGCCUAUUGUAAGUGUAAACCAAAAUUUCGAUAGUUUAUUAAUCCCUAAAGAUCACGUCUCAAGGUCUAAAAGUGAUUGUUAUUAUUUGAACAGGGAGUAUUUGCUACGGGCACAUAUGACUGCCCACCAAGCUGAACUGUUAGCAGGUGGCUUUAAGAAUUUUUUAAUGAUUGGAGACGUGUACAGAAGAGAUGAAAUUGAUCGCACUCAUUAUCCAGUAUUUCAUCAAGUGGAUGCUGUUAGGCUUAAGUCUAGAGAUGAACUCUUUCCUAAUGCUUGCGGGCAUAUUUUUGAUAAAUCAGUUAGUACAGAUUAUGAUGGCAUUCAAGCAAAACAGGAGUGCCACUCUGUGGAAGCUGUAAAACUUAUGGAAGAAGAGCUUAAAAACACUCUGCUUGGGUUAGUAAAAUCCCUUUUUGGUGAUGUUAAGUACCGUUGGGUGGAAACCACAUUCCCUUUCACUCAACCCUCCUGGGAACUUGAGGUGUUUUAUAAUAACGACUGGCUCGAACUGCUUGGUUGUGGAAUUAUGAAACACCAUAUUCUCACAAAUGCCGGAGUGCAUGAUAAUAUUGGCUGGGCAUUCGGUAUUGGGUUAGAAAGAGUUGCCAUGUGCUUAUAUAAAAUCCCUGAUAUAAGACUGUUUUGGUCCAAAGACUCUGGGUUUUUAAGCCAGUUUAACUUAUGUGAUAUAAACCAAAGUGUGACUUAUAAAGAAAUAUCGCAGUUUCCACAGUGCAUCAAUGAUAUCAGUUUCUGGUUACCUGAUAAUGUGGAGUUCUCUAGUAAUGAUUUUUAUGACUUAGUGAGGGAUAAUGGGGGCAAUAUUGUCGAACAAGUGGAGCUUAUUGAUAACUUUGUGCAUCCAAAAACAAAGAAAAUUAGUCAUUGUUACAGGAUUACUUAUAGGCAUAUGGAAAAGACUUUGACGCAAGAGGAAGUCAAUAGGGUUCAUCAGAGGAUAGGAGAUGCUGCUAGAGAAAAACUGUUGGUGGAAAUUAGAUAAUUUUUUUUUUGUUAAAAUAUAUGUUUAUUUUAAGUUA